AUGAAAGUCAGGGUUACGCUACAUUCGGGGAGUAAGCUGCAGAAUUUGCCAUCGUUCCACGAGUAUGUGGCCGAGAAUGCGCGCGGUGGGCCGGAUGAAGAAAAUAAGCUUGUCGACCAGAUCCAGUUCUCGUGGGGGCAAAAGGUCGAGCCGAAGGCCGAAUCCGGUGUAGUACCGCAAAGAACCGAGGAACCCAGCGUAAGAACAGACCCUCGCUUAUUUACACUGACGAAUAAGGAGAUGUGGCCCGAGCAUUUUCGGCACUUGCGACCCAGCUCGGACGAUGAAAAGACACCGAAAAGCCGUCCGGACUCGAAGACGUUGCCCCGGUCGGGGGUGAGGAGGAUCACGCCGAUUGAGGCCUGGAAUCGCGAGAACCCGAUCGUCGAUCUGCCAUUAUCAAAGGAGCGCCGAGACAUUCCAUUCAAGGAAGAAGCCAUGCUUGUUGUAGUGAGAUCUACGGCUUUAGGUUCUGAGCGCGCCACCAGUAUGGAAGAAAGCCCUGUUUGCACGAUCGGCUUUCGAAAUCGAAGCCUAAUCUUUAGCCCGCCGUUGACAAAAACGGGUUAUAAAUUGGACACCUGGAAUGGACCACUGACCGCUACAGUGACAGUUCUUGACGAAGAAUUUACCGAUAUUCUACAGGAGAGCCCGGCUGGGGAAAUGGAAAACCUAAGCGAAGAGUCCUUCUACCUUCCGACCGGCCAGCUCGUGCAGUACACCUAUUUCGUGGAGUUGUCAGAAGCCAUCAAUUUUCCGCGGGACCCACUCUUCGUCGAGUAUUCCGUGAAAUUCCCCGCGCAUUUGAGGAAGGAGCCGAAUGACAUGAUGAGCGACAAAAUUUUGGCCGAUGAUGAUCCGCGAAUCGGGACAGUUCACGGCACCAGCGCAAAUGCUUUUGCAAAUCGACGAGGAAGGAAUAGAGUGGCGGUUCUGAAUCACCUCUUCGAAGUUUCUUUCAGCUACGAUCCAACGAUGGCUAUGACAACUGAUCAUUCUGUCUGGUGGCCAACUAUAAUGUUCCGCGUGAUGUCACGAGAUUUUUGGGGGAGAAGCUUCUCGCUUGGCUAUGGCUCGAUACAACUGCCAGUUCAGGGCAACACGCACCGGCUAGAGGUCCCAAUUUGGAGGUUGAAAUCUGGAAGUGAUAAUUUUGCACAACUACGGGAAUUACUUGUUGGGGACCCGAUCUCGUUGACAGACUAUUUUGGAACUAUGGCACUGAAUGGCAGCUCCCGGGCCGGACUUGAUACUGAAGGGGCUGGAAGCCUUAUCGUCAAUGUAUCUAGACUGGUACAAUCGCGAGCUUUUGUAAGCUCAGAGAUGAUGAAUCGGCUAAAAUACGGAUCGCGAUUGAACAAAAUCGGACUGGACUCUUCGCUACACUGGCGCAUCAUGAAGGUGCUCAUGGAGUUCGAGGAGGCACGGCGAGAACUGUUGCGAAUCCGAGCCAAGCACAAAGACCAAUCGUUU
Molecule: messenger RNA, 1473 nt
Organism: Mesorhabditis spiculigera
Lineage: Eukaryota; Metazoa; Nematoda; Chromadorea; Rhabditida; Rhabditidae
Source: the annotation of a GenBank genome assembly